AAAAUAUUAUUAGAUUUAUUUGUUUAAAAUUCUGAAAUGGUUAAAAGAGCUGCAGGAUUUGUAAUAUUUCGUCGUUUGCGCGAUGAAAUAGAAUACCUGCUUUUAAAAGCAUCCUAUGGUAGUUUUCAUUGGAGUUCCCCAAAAGGCCAUGUUGAUCCUGGCGAAGAUGAUUAUACUACUGCUGCUCGUGAAACCAGAGAAGAAGCCGGAUAUACCGAAGAUGAUUUGACCAUAUAUAAAGAUAAUCCUAUUACGUUAAAUUACGAAGUCAAAGGCAAACCUAAAGUUGUAAUAUAUUGGCUGGCUGAAUUGAAAAAUCCCGCUAAAGAACCGGUACUAUCCGAGGAACAUACUGAACUAAAGUGGUUGACCAAAGAUGCAGCUAAGGAAAUUGUAGGCUUUAAAGAUAACCAGGAAAUGAUAGAUAGAUUCCAUGAAUUUAUUUUAAAUAAAACUGGGAAAUAGAUAUUUUAUUUCUAUAUUGUAUUUUUUAAAUAAAUUACUGAUCAGAAUAUGUAAAACAAAUAAUAA
Molecule: messenger RNA, 531 nt
Organism: Calliphora vicina (urban bluebottle blowfly)
Lineage: Eukaryota; Metazoa; Arthropoda; Insecta; Diptera; Calliphoridae
Gene: Apf
Product: purine phosphoribosyltransferase family protein Apf
Exons: 2
Coding region: 37-465 (142 amino acids)
Biological process (GO): AMP biosynthetic process; ATP biosynthetic process
Molecular function (GO): bis(5'-nucleosyl)-tetraphosphatase (asymmetrical) activity
Source: RefSeq, a predicted model, not a curated record